AUGUGGACAACCCCGAAGCCCAACUACAGGAGGGGUUUCUGCGCAGAGGGGGAGGUUGCUGUGAACAUCGGCGGAGUCCGGGUGGUGCUGUUCGGGGACGUGUUGAACCGCUACCCGGAGAGCAGACUGGCGGAGUUAGUGAAAUGUCCAAUUCAAAAUCACGAAGUCAUCUCCUCGCUGUGUGAUGACUUCGAUCCGAGUAGGAAGGAGUUCUACUUUGACCGAGACCCCGAUGCCUUCAAGUGCAUCAUCAACGUUUACUACUUCGAUGAAAUCCACAUCAAAAACGGCAUCUGCCCCAUCUGCUUCAUCAAGGAGAUGGAGUUCUGGAAGAUAGACAAAAGCGUUUUAGAUGAGUGUUGUAAAAGUUACCUGAGUGAGAAGGAGGAGGAGCUGACGGAGAUCUCAAACAAGGUGAAGGUAAUAUUGGAGGACAUGGAGGUGGACCAGUGCUUUACGCGCGCCCAGCGGUGCCAGAGGUUCCUGUGGCGGCUGAUGGAGAAGCCGGGUUCCUCCCUGGCGGCGCGCGUCAUCGCCAUCGCAUCCUUCCUCUCCAUCCUGGUGUCGGCGGUGGUGAUGUGCGUGGGAACCAUCCCGGAGCUGCAGGUGUCGGACUCCGAGGGGAAGCUCGUAGAACACCCUGUAUUGGAGGGGAUCGAGACCGUGUGCAUGCUGUGGUUCACGGCGGAGUACCUGCUGCGUCUCGCCUCCUCUCCGAACAAGCUGAACUUCGCGUUCUCCUUCAUGAACGUCAUCGACUUCAUGGCCAUUAUACCCUUCUACGUGGUGCUGUCCCUCACCCACCUCGGCACCUCGUCCAUGAUGGAGCUUGGGAACGUGCAGCAGGCUGUGCAGGCGCUCCGCAUCAUGCGUAUCGCGCGUAUCUUCAAGCUGGCGCGCCACUCCUCCGGACUGCAGACUCUGACCCAAGCGCUGAAGCAGAGCCUCAAAGAGCUGGGGCUGCUCCUCAUGUACAUGAGCGUGGGGAUCUUCGUGUUCUCUGCGCUGGCCUACACCAUGGAGCAGAGCCACCCGGAGACUCUUUUCAAGAGCAUCCCUCAGUCUUUCUGGUGGGCCAUCAUCACCAUGACCACCGUGGGCUAUGGAGACAUCUACCCCAAGACCACGCUCGGCAAGUGCAACGCAGCCGUGAGCUUUCUGUGCGGGGUGAUAGCCAUCGCUCUGCCCAUCCACCCCAUCAUUAACAACUUUGUGGUUUUCUAUAAUAAGCAGAAAGUGCUGGAGACCGCAGCAAAACAUGAGGUGGAGCUGAUGGAGCUGAAGUCUGGCAGGGAGGCGCGCAGGGAAAGUAGGGAUUAA
This is a messenger RNA of Limanda limanda (common dab), 1320 nucleotides long. RefSeq names its product potassium voltage-gated channel, subfamily F, member 1b (gene kcnf1b). Gene Ontology annotation, cellular component: voltage-gated potassium channel complex; membrane. NCBI's taxonomy places the organism in Eukaryota, Metazoa, Chordata, Actinopteri, Pleuronectiformes, Pleuronectidae. Bases 1 to 1320 code for a protein of 439 amino acids. Gene Ontology annotation, molecular function: voltage-gated potassium channel activity. The record is from RefSeq and is a predicted model, not a curated record. Gene Ontology annotation, biological process: protein homooligomerization; potassium ion transmembrane transport. The transcript has a single exon.